Messenger RNA from Aureobasidium uvarum, 4506 nucleotides. NCBI's taxonomy places the organism in Eukaryota, Fungi, Ascomycota, Dothideomycetes, Dothideales, Saccotheciaceae. The record is from the annotation of a GenBank genome assembly.
AGGCCGCCGCCCAACACCAUGUGGUCUGAAGAUGAGCGACCCCGUCCAGAAGACAGCUCCACCACCUCGCUCCACUCCGACUCUUCCCAGGAAUCACAGCCCCGAUCCUCCUCAGAGCGACCUCGCCCAUACUCGAAUUCUUUGUGGCCCGGCGCCGAGCAAGCACAGAACUGUCGCUCUCCGCUGGAUCCGCUGAGCCCAGACGUCCACGAUCGCGUCUUCCCCAUUCGCUCCGUCGUCUCCGUCGACCCCAAUGCCACUCCGUCGCAUCGCUCCGACACGAGCGGCAACGGCUAUUUCACUCAGGCGCCUCAACAGAGCAGGAGGUUUUCUGUCACCAGCGACUCGGAUCACCAAAGUCACAAUGGUACAACCAAGAAUAGAGCCCCCGGCUCUUCCGAAAGUCGCCCAAGUAAACCACAAGACCGCAAGCCUUCGAUAAGUGCGAACCAGAAGCAGCGACAUUCGGCACAAUUAUUCAACGAGCUCGCUUCUAGCAGAAACGACAGCGACAAUCGCUCCACCGACUCCCGGAGCACACGGCCACGUUCGUCAGAUCGCGCUCCAUCAUUGAAGAGUACCGGUGGACAAGAUGAAACAGGCACGGGGCUAAUAACUGCUCGCUUCAAGCACGUAGUGUCCGAAGGCGGCCACGCUAUCAUCACUGGCAGGGACGGGGACACAUUACAGCGCUGCGAAGACGAACCUAUCCAUAUCCCUGGUGCUGUGCAGAGUUUUGGACUGCUGAUCGCAUUUGAAGAAGAGACCGAAGGGAAACUGAUUGUAAGAGUCGUCAGCGAAAACUCUAAGAGGCUUAUUGGCUACACCCCAAAGCAAUUGUUUGCCCUCGACAGUUUCACCGACAUUCUAUCCGAAGAUCAGACAGACAACCUCCUGGAUCAUGUCGAUUUCAUCAGGGACGAAGAUGCUGAUGUAGGCUCGAACGGCCCUGAAGUCUUCACCAUGUCAAUACGGACUCCACAACGCAAGUUGCAGAAAUUGUGGUGCGCCAUGCAUAUCACCGACAAGAAUCCUGGUCUUGUCGUCUGCGAGUUCGAACUUGAGGACGAUCCUGUCUACCCUCUAGUUCCCGCCAACGAAGGGACGCCCGACCUGCCCGAGGACACGCUCAGCUCGAAUCCAUCGGCCGACGAAUUUGCGGAAAGCACAGAGAUCGCAAGCAAGCCGUUACGAGUGCUACGUAGUGCCAGAAAGCGCAAGGGAGAGGCUGCCGCCAUGGAGGUCUUCAAUGUCAUGUCGCAAGUUCAAGAGCAGCUUGCAGCCGCUCCCAACCUGGACAAGUUUCUCAAAAUCUUGGUUGGUGUCGUGAAAGAGCUCACCGGCUUCCAUCGUGUCAUGGUGUACCAGUUCGAUGCUUCAUGGAAUGGCCGCGUCGUGACCGAGCUGGUCGACCCCAGAGCGACCAAGGAUCUUUACAAAGGACUGAACUUCCCUGCUUCCGACAUUCCCAAGCAAGCAAGAGAGCUCUACAAGGUUAACAAGGUUCGCAUGCUGUACGAUCGCGACCACGAGACUGCUCGUUUGGUCUGCCGCACUGUCCAAGACCUUGAGAAACCUCUGGACAUGACAUACUCCUACCUCCGAGCCAUGUCUCCCAUUCACAUCAAAUAUCUGGCCAACAUGGCCGUACGUUCAUCCAUGUCCAUCUCUAUUAAUGCCUUUGAUGAACUCUGGGGGUUAAUCUCUUGCCAUGCGUACGGAUCAAGAGGAACUCGCGUAUCUUUCCCUAUCAGAAAGAUGUGUAGACUUGUUGGCGAAACCGCUUCGCGAAACAUAGAACGACUUUCAUAUGCCUCACGCCUCCAUGCUCGCAAACUUAUCAACACAGUGCCGACGUCAAAGAAUCCGUCGGGAUAUAUUAUUGCUUCAUCAGAAGAUCUUUUGAAACUGUUCGAUGCUGAUUUCGGCAUGCUUUCCAUCAGAGAUGAAACCAAGGUACUCGGACACGUCGAUGAGACACAAGAAGCCUUGGCCAUGCUCGAGUAUCUGAGAAUGCGCAGACUCACUUCGGUCACUGCCACACAAGAUUUGAAGGAGGAAUUCCCUGAUCUACGCUAUCCACCUGGCUUCCACCAUAUCGCUGGUCUACUUGUUGUUCCCCUUUCCGCUGGAGGCAAUGACUUCAUUGUUUUCUUCCGCAGAGGUCAGCUCCGAGAAGUGAAGUGGGCCGGCAAUCCUUACGAGAAGUUUGUGAAAGAGGGCACCGAGGGGUAUCUCGAGCCGAGAAAGAGUUUCAAGACUUGGAGUGAGACCGUCGUCGGAAAGUGUCGUGACUGGACCGAGGAAGAGAUUGAAACAGCUGCCGUCCUUUGUCUUGUCUAUGGCAAGUUCAUCGAAGUCUGGCGGCAAAAGGAGGCUGCACUGAAAAACAGUCAAUUGACACGCUUACUUCUAGCCAACUCGGCGCACGAGGUUCGAACGCCACUCAAUGCUAUCAUCAACUAUCUGGAAAUAGCUCUGGAAGGCAGUCUGGACGAUGACACGCGAGAGAACUUGUCGAAAUCCCAUUCUGCGUCCAAGUCGCUAAUCUAUGUUAUCAACGAUCUGUUGGACCUUACCAAGACCGAAGAGGGCGGCAGUCUCGCUAAGGAAGAGCCAUUCAACUUGUCGGCUACUUUGAAGGAUGCCACGGAUCAGUUUUCUGGUGACGCGCGUCGCAAGCAUCUCAGCUACGACGUGGUUGAACACCCUGGUCUCCCUGCCACAGUCAUUGGAGACCAGAGGAAGGUCCGCCAAGCUAUAUCAAAUGUCACAGCCAAUGCCAUCCAAAACACCAAGAGUGGCGGAAUCAGCAUUGAGAUGUACGUGCUUUCUAGAGAAGACAACCAUGUUGAGGUCGAGAUCACUAUCACCGAUACCGGUUGCGGCAUGAAUAGUAAGAAGUUGGACAGCCUUUUCAGGGAACUGGAGCAAGUGCAGAGUGAAGUGCACGACAUGUUGGAUGAUGAGCCAGCUUUCAAUUCCAAACAAGUCGAGGCAGGGUCAGAUGAGAAUCGCACCAUAGGCCUGGGUCUGGCUGUGGUCGCGCGUAUUGUCCGAAACAUGAACGGGCAGCUACGACUCAAGUCGGUCGAGAACAAGGGUUCGCGUUUCACUCUACAGUUACCAUUCGACCUACCCACCAACGGACAGAAAACACUUACUGGCUCCCUUUCAGAGGGAUCUCAACGCUCCACAGUCAUUAGCGCUGGUAAUGAGGGCGAGAUCACUCUUGUCGAACGUGGAAGUCAUAGACGCAACUCGACCGAACAUUCUCUCUCUCGCACGACGAGCAAUGAGAGUAUACACAGCAGGCGCAGUCUACCCAGCAUGAAAUCCGGACGCAGUCACGCGAGCGAAGACUCAACCCGUAGUGAGGCUGACAGACUCAUUGAUGCAAUCUCAUCCCCCGUCGAUAACAAGCGGGGUGCUCCCUCUCGUGGAAAAAGCUCUAGCAGCUUACAAAGACCUGCAUUGGGAUCUCGACAUAGCACGACAUCAGCACUCCCAAGCAGCAGUCAAACUUCACGACCUCGAUCAAUGAGUCAUGAAACAAACUCACAGGAACUAACCACUGAAGUGAUCAAAGACUCGCCCGGUAGAUCCAGUAUCGUGGAUCAGGGACGACCUGUCAAAGCUGUGCGCGUCCCAGAGGAGACAGAUGAUGUUCCUGCUGCAGCUCAAGACCAGCCACAAGAAGUAUCGCGUGUUCUUGGCAUUCAUCAGCAAGAACCUCCGGAGAACACAGAUGAAGCGCCUACAGCAGACCACAUGCGUGUGUUGGUCGCCGAGGACGAUCCGGUCAACAGCAGAAUCAUCAAGAAACGACUUGAGAAGAUGGGCCACGAAAUAUACCUCACGUCUAACGGUGAAGAAUGUUCCAGCACCCAUGGCGACAAGAGCGGCUACUUUGAUGUCGUCUUGAUGGACAUGCAGAUGCCUAUUGUCGAUGGACUCACAGCCGCUAAGGUUAUUCGAUCGUUCGAGAAAUCACAUCCUACACAUCUACUCUCGACUCGAGCAGCUUACAAUGGCCGCAUCCCCAUCAUUGCAGUUUCUGCGUCGCUGCUCGAGAGAGAAAUCCAACAGUACAUCGACGCUGGUUUUGAUGGUUGGAUCUUGAAACCAAUUUCUUUUCCACGACUACAAGAGAUUAUGACUGGAAUCGUCGACAAGCGAGUUCGCCACAAGAACGUUUACGUAAAAGGCGAAUGGGAAAGAGGUGGUUGGUUUGAAGGAUCCCAGUCUAAUGUUUGGGAAGCGAAUACCAAACCCGACGACGAAAAAAUCGCAAUGUCUGGACCUAGCGACGCUGUACAAAAAGAAGCUGCCAGCGAUGACCCGCAAGAAAAGGGAGAUGACGAAGACGACAGCAGACAGACCCAGGAGCAGCACAGAAUCGCCGCCGUGCAAGACCACGAUGCAGGGAUCGAGCCGCCUCCGGAACAACAGGACCAAGGACCAGAAGACCCAGACGUGAAUGGCGAACCACAUGAUUUCUCUUGA